Rhinichthys klamathensis goyatoka is the source of this 5524-nucleotide messenger RNA. It is a transcript of the gene bmpr2b, whose product is annotated as bone morphogenetic protein receptor, type II b (serine/threonine kinase). Gene Ontology annotation, molecular function: ATP binding; transforming growth factor beta receptor activity. Gene Ontology annotation, biological process: vasculature development; cellular response to growth factor stimulus; protein phosphorylation. The coding region runs from base 843 to 4067 and encodes 1074 amino acids. The record is from RefSeq and is a predicted model, not a curated record. Gene Ontology annotation, cellular component: plasma membrane; signaling receptor complex. The transcript is spliced from 13 exons. Lineage: Eukaryota; Metazoa; Chordata; Actinopteri; Cypriniformes; Leuciscidae.
GGAGUAGUAGGACUGGCUACCCUUCAUCUGUCUGCUCUAGGCGGAGCUGAAGUUAACGAGAGCGGCCGCGGGAGCUCAACACGAUCCGCGGGGCGAUAAUCAUCCACACCGGGAGAAAUGCGUUAAUUUACUCGAGCAGACCCUGACCCGCGAUCAGUUUACCGACCAUCAUCGACUGAGAGUCACUGCGGUGUUUAUCAAAGGCCUCUGUCGCUUUGGAUCGGACUCAAUGUCGCUCCUGUUCAGUCGCUUGAACCAACCGAUUUGUUUGACGCGUUCUGCCCUAGAUUGACUUCAUUUCAGAUACAUUAUGCAGGAAUAAAAUAAGAUAAAGCCGGGAAAUGUUGGGCAUGUCGCCAGCUCGUGAAGCUAAACAUCGACUAAAGCGGACUGACACGAAGAAACCUGACCCAUAUUGAGAGACUGCUCGAGCGUCUGGACCAGAACCAAAUAGAUCGAAACUAAAUCUUGUUUAUAAACGCUGAUAACAACCGAGACGUGAUCACAGAAAUUUUGAGCCCUCUCUUAAAAAGGCUGAAGACACGCGAGGAAGUGGAUCACACACAUUGCAUGAAGUGUAGGCUAAGUUAAUCGCUCAAACUCCGAACCAGCAUGGAGAAUAUUUGUUUAUUAUCUAUUUAUAAAAGCACACAGAAACCCAAAGGCAUCUAAAAUCAUGCAUUGCCUCCAAACCUAUAACUGCACGUCUCAUUUCGGACGAUUCCCUCCGAGCAUAUGAGCUUGAACUUCGUUCGAUAGAGAAGAGGGGGAAAAAGGAAAUCUACUGGAACUUUUUUUUUUUGGAGCUGAACCCAUCCAGAAGCAUCAGGACUAUCAUCAGGAUGAAAGUGCGGAUCCUAAACCGAGCAUCAGUACUGUCACUGGGGCUGUGCUCAAUGCUUCUGCUCGGUGCUGUGGCUGCUGCUCAGAGUGAGGAGAGAGAGCGGGAGUGUGCUUUUAAUGACCAGCACCAGCAGGUGGAUGAACAGAGUGUGGCUGGUGACUGGCACAUCACCAGAGAAAAUAACACCAUCCUGUGUAGCAAAAGCAGCCGCUGCUACGGCCUGUGGGAGAAAACACAUGACGGCGAGAUCCGACUGGUCAAACAAGGCUGUUGGACUUACAUUGGCGACCAGCAGGACUGCCAUGACGACCGUUGUGUGGUUACCACCACGCCGUCGCAGAUACAGAACGGCACCUACAGAUUCUGCUGCUGCAGCACUAACAUGUGCAACGUCAACUUCACAGAGAACUGGGUGCCUAGCCCCACAAAGACCAGCCCCCAAGAUCAACAGCCUUUACACAGAGAUGAGGCCAUCUUCAUCGCCCUCGCGUCUGUCUCCAUAGUAGCAGUCCUGAUUGUGGCGCUGUUCUUCGGCUAUCGCAUGAUGAUGGGCGAGUGUAAACAGGGCCUGCACAAUAUGGACAUGAUAGAGGCCGCACCAUCAGAACCGUCUCUGGAUUUAGACAGUUUAAAACUUCUCGAAUUGAUUGGUCGAGGGCGCUAUGGCUCUGUCUACAAAGGAUCGCUUGAUGAACGCCCAGUUGCUGUAAAAGUUUUUACCUAUGCCAACCGGCAAAACUUUGUGAAUGAGCGCUCCAUCUACCGAAUCCCUCUUCUGGAGCAUGAGAACAUUGCUCGUUUUAUCGUUGGCGAUGAGCGUCUCACGGCAGAUGGCCGGAUGGAGUACCUGCUGGUCAUGGAGUACUACCCUCAUGGCUCUCUGUGUCGGUACCUGAGUCUGCACACGUUGGACUGGGUGAGCUGCUGUCGUCUGUCACAUUCGCUCACGAGAGGACUGGCCUACCUGCACACUGAGCUCCUGAGAGGAGAUGUAUAUAAACCUGCCGUGUCACACCGGGAUCUAAACAGCCGUAAUGUUCUGGUGAAGAAUGAUGGCACGAGUGUGAUUAGCGAUUUUGGUCUGUCCAUGAAACUGACAGGGAAUCGCCUCGUACGGCCUGGUGAAGAGGAAAACGCCGCCAUCAGUGAGGUUGGCACCAUCCGCUACAUGGCGCCGGAAGUGCUGGAGGGAGCGGUGAACCUCAGGGACUGCGAGUCGGCUUUGAAACAGGUGGACAUGUAUGCCAUCGGCCUCAUCUACUGGGAGACCUUCAUGAGGUGCACUGAUCUUUUUCCAGGGGAGGCAGUGCCAGAAUACCAGAUGGCCUUCCAGGCCGAGGCGGGGAACCACCCCUCCUUUGAGGACAUGCAGGUGCUGGUGUCCAGAGAGAAACAGAGGCCGAAGUUCCCAGAAGCCUGGAAGGAGAACAGCCUGGCUGUGCGCUCUCUAAAGGAGACUAUGGAGGAUUGCUGGGAUCAGGACGCAGAGGCUCGCCUGACAGCCCAGUGUGCAGAGGAGCGUAUGGCAGAACUGCUCCUGAUCUGGGAAAGGAACAAACCUGUCAGCCCCACCAUCAAUCCCAUGAGCACAGCACUGCAGAACGAGAGGAAUCUCACCCACAGUCGCAGGGCUCCCAAAGUGGGCUCUUAUCCAGAUUACUCUUCAUCCUCUUACAUCGAGGAUCAUGAGGGCAUGGUGAAGAACCUCCCAGGUGACGUCUCCACGUCUGGCACUUCCUCUGUGGGGGGCAUGGCCGUGAGCGGCAUUAGCAGUGGCGUGACAGCGACAGGAGAGAAGAACAGAAACUCCAUCAACUAUGAGAGACAGCAGGCUCAGGCACAAGCUCGGCUGCCCAGCCCGGAGACCAGCGGCACGAGCCUGUCCACCACGACCACUACGACGGGCUUCACGCCAACCACCAUUAUGACCACCAUCUCUGAAUCAGGCCACUCGGAGGAAGCAGGAGCUGGAGGAAUUGUACCAGUGUGCCUGCAGCUCACAGAGGAAGACUUGGAGACUACCAAACUGGACCCCAAAGAGGUGGACAAGAACCUGAAAGAAAGCUCUGAUGAGAACCUGAUGGAGCAUUCGCAGAAGCAGUUCAGCGCUCCCGACCCGCUCAGCUCGGGCAGCUCCAGCCUCUUGUACCCACUGAUCAAACUCGCCGUGGAAGUGACCGGAGGGUCCGCGGCCAGUGGUCAGGCUGAUUUCGGCGUGGGCAGCAGUGGAAUGGCUGACGCUCCUGCAGCCAUGUUCCCACUCCCCAAACAGCAGAAUCUCCCCAAGCGGCCCACCAGCCUACCCCUCAACACCAAAAAUCCUAGCAGGGAGUCCUCUUCGUCACGCUUGAAGUUCGGCAAGCACAAGUCCAACCUGAAGCAGGUGGAGACGGGCGUAGCCAAGAUGAACGCUGUAGUGGCCGUCGAGCCACACUUGGUCACCGUCACUAACAAUGGUCCCAGUGUCCGUAGUGGCGUCGGAGUGGUUGCUGUUAACGGAUAUGGUGGGUGCAACGGCGCCGGUUCCUCUGAUGCGUUUGGAAACACAAACCCAGCCGGGCCACAGGGUGAGGGGGUUGCCCCUCUGCUCCAGAGCCAGCUGAGUGGAGAAGACAGCCGUCUCAACAUCAACAUCAACUCCAGCCCCGACGAACACGAGCCACUGCUGAGGAGAGAGCAGCCGUCCGCGCGCGAUCAUUCCAGCCGCACCAACUCAAAUAACAACAACAGCAACAUCCACACGACUCAUGCCUCUGCCACGGUUCGUACGUUAGCUCCUGCAGAUGCCCAGAUGGAGACUUUAACCUGCUCUCUUGGGGCACUAGACGGAAGGGCUGAUGGGGUUCCACUGAGGCAGCCUAAACCCAGGAGACCUGAGCGGCCAAACUCACUGGACCUGUCAGCCACUUCCCAGGAUUCAUCUUCCUUAGAUGAGGUCGUGUCACAAGAGGGAAAAGCUGGAUCGGCCGAGAAGAUAAAGAAGCGUGUGAAGACACCUUAUUCUUUGAAAAGGUGGCGUCCUUCCACUUGGGUCGUCUCUACAGAAACGCUGGAUGGAGAGGUCAACAACAACGGGCACAGCCAGCAGACGGGGAUGGCAGUGUCUGGAGGCGGCCACCCAAGUUCUGGCCAAUCAAAAUCCAGCAUCGCUGUGUUCCUGGUCAGCAGCGGAACCGCGACUGCCGCUCUAACCUCCGACCCGCCAGAAAUGACCUGCCUGUGAACUCGCACCUCCGCUUUUCCUCUGAGGACGAGCCCAGGUCAGACUUUGAACACAGGAGGGGUUUGUGUAUGCUAUUGUGCUCCAAGACCUGAUCCAGCUGAUGACGAAAAGAACAAUUUUUGGAAAGCAGACUCUUGACGGGACGUAAUUUGGCAAGCACUUAACGUUGUCGAACUUCUCCAACUUGUUUUGAAGAAAUCGCUUUAAACCGAACCCAGCUAUGCAGCAACAUUGGCAUAAAAUGCUUCCAUUUGUUUUUGUCGUUUCAUUUUCAAUCAAGUAUGAUUUGUUUUUACAGUUGUUCUUUCAUUUGUUGCACUUUUUUGUAAGUAAUCUUAAUCACGGAUCCUCCGACCAGACUGGUCUUAAAACUGAAAAAAACGCAAACGACAAUUUGUUGAUUUAACAAUCAUGGUAGAUUGGACGAAACUAAAAUCAUGUCCAUUUAAAAAAAGGCAGUGGUCUUUAAGACAGGGUUGACUGCAUCUUUAAAAACGUUUAACCCAUAGUACAUCCAUAUGUUUUGUAUUUGUUGUACGUAUCUAUGUACUCAGUUUUGUAUCAUAUUUUGAAAUGUGCAAUAGACUUUAGCUUUGAGGUGCUCCAUAAGACAAUUUAAUUUUGCUAUGUGUUUUGCCGCAUUCUUGUCUUUAGUUUAGUGUUUCGAAGCGCUGCACUUAGCAGUGGCAAUCCUGUGUUCAUUCGGCCACCACGACUGCGUUUGAGAAACAUCGAAACAUCGCACAAAUGACAAUCCCACACCUUUUCACCAAUCCCAUCAUUCUUGAAAAGGGAAGUAAACUGAAAAUAUUGGGGUGUUUGCUUCAAGUACUGGAAGUUCAUAAUGGAUGACUUCUCACAAGCUUCAAGGAGGACAGUAGUUGUUUUUUUGUCUGUUACACUACAAGUCAGGCAUCAACCUGGACUUUCUGCUGGAAGUCAUACUCUCUGAAAACACUGAAUAAUCAAGUCCCUCUCUGCACACGCUCGGUGCAGUUUUACCUCUGUGAGAGUGUAUGUAAAUGUGUAUGUAUGGGUCUAUUUCUGCUUAGCGGAGCUCCUCAAAUCACUGCUAACAAGGCAUCAGUCAAAUGAGACUUUCCACUUCCCAUUGCUGCCAGGACAGUGGACGUGGCUCUGUGUGCUUCAGAAAGCGAACACACACAUACAUACGCCAUGAACAAAAUAUAUACAGCAUGUACAGACUGAAGCUCACAGCUAGCUACUUUAGUUCGGUUUUAGCUUCUGUUAAAGAUAAGCUCAAGUGACAUUAUAGUGUACAAUAAGAAAUCAUGAUUUUAUCCUUUUUUUUUUAAGUGUUUAAUUUAUGUAGUAGCCACGCUCUUGGUUCAUUGUUCUCAUGAAGUUUAAUCAGUAAGUUGUUUAUAAUCAUGUAAAAUUAUCUUAUUUGAAUGAUACUUUCAAUCAAAUACAUUGGAAACAUGUAGUUUCUUUUA